AUGUCGUUACGUGAUGUCAAUAUUAAAUGGGAAGACAUUGAUGAAUAUCUAAAAAGUAUUGGUUUUCUGAGAGCACGAACUUCACAUAAAUGGGCUGCAAAGUUUAUCAAAGAGGAUUAUGAAGAGCUUUUAAAUGAUUUACGUGGUGGCAAACAUACUGAUUUGUUUUUUUAUAAAUUUUCCGAGGUUGAAGCAGAUGCUAAAGCAUUCGUUGUUGCAGCAUAUUCACAAAAGUCAGAAGAUUUCAAAGCGAUAGACCUGGCUUAG
Rotaria sp. Silwood2 is the source of this 267-nucleotide messenger RNA. NCBI's taxonomy places the organism in Eukaryota, Metazoa, Rotifera, Eurotatoria, Philodinida, Philodinidae. The record is from the annotation of a GenBank genome assembly.